GCUAAUGGGGGUCUCCGGUCUGAUAGGGCCUGUGGUCUCCAGGCUAAUGGGGGUCUCUGGUCCUCAGGGCUCCUGCUGCCGUACCCGGCCCAGAACCUGGUCCUGGAUGUGGUCCUGCUGCUGCUGCUGCUGGCUCUGGAGACCCUACGCCUCUUCUAUGGCUGGAAGGGGAACCUGACGGAGGGCCUGCUGGCCUCGGGCCUGGCCCUGCUGGUCCUGGUCCCGGGCGGGGUCCUGGUGGUCUACCUGCUGGUCCUGCAGACCUUCGUCCUGAGGCUGGAGCUGGUCCUGGCUGCUGGUCUGCUGGUCUUCCAGGGCCUGGAGCUGCUGCUGGGCCUGCUCUGCCUGUCUUCCUUCUCCAGGGCCAAAGUCUACUGAGAAAGGAGGAGGGUCUGAUGUGUUCUGGAUCUGGAUCAGGAUUUGGAUCUGGAUCAGGGCUGGUUCUGGAUCAGAAUCGGGAUCAGGGUUGGAUAUGGAUCAGGACUGAAUCUGGAUGUGGGCUGGAUCUGGAUCUGGGCUGCAUCUGGAUCUGGAUCAGGAUCUGGGUUGGAUCUGGAUCAGGACUGUUUCUGGAUCAGGAUCAGGGUUGGAUCUGAAUCUGGAGCUGAAUCUAGAUCUGGAGCUGGUCCUGGAUCAGGACUGGAUCUGGAUCUGGAUCUGGAUCUAGGCUGAAUCUGGAUCUGGAUCAGGAUCUGGAUCUGGUUCUGGUUCUGGAUCUGGUCUAGUGAACAGACGUCCAGCAUGGUUUUUACUCCCACCAUAUGUAAACACCAGAGAAGAAGAACCAGAACAAUAAUAAUUAGUAGAAGAAGAAGAAGAAGUUUCCAUCAGAAACUUUAAGGUGGAACCAGAACAAAAAAGCCCAAAUCCACCAGAACCACCAACUUUAUCUGAACUUUACUCUUUAUUUACCUCAGAUUUCUAUUUUUCUACCAUCUUCUGUGUUUUUUAUGAUAGUAAAACGUUUCUGAGACAGAAUACUUAAUAAAUCAGUCACAAAGAAA
This is a messenger RNA of Menidia menidia (Atlantic silverside), 1004 nucleotides long. Lineage: Eukaryota; Metazoa; Chordata; Actinopteri; Atheriniformes; Atherinopsidae. The record is from the annotation of a GenBank genome assembly.